Apaloderma vittatum (bar-tailed trogon) is the source of this 1218-nucleotide messenger RNA. It is a transcript of the gene RALB, whose product is annotated as v-ral simian leukemia viral oncogene homolog B. Gene Ontology annotation, cellular component: plasma membrane. NCBI's taxonomy places the organism in Eukaryota, Metazoa, Chordata, Aves, Trogoniformes, Trogonidae. The coding region runs from base 32 to 652 and encodes 206 amino acids. Gene Ontology annotation, biological process: Ras protein signal transduction. The record is from RefSeq and is a predicted model, not a curated record. The transcript has 4 exons. Gene Ontology annotation, molecular function: GTP binding; GDP binding; GTPase activity.
GCCUGGCACUUCAUCUGUGGCACGCAGGACAAUGGCUGCCAGCAAGAGCAAGAACCAGAGUUCCUUGGCCCUCCAUAAAGUAAUUAUGGUUGGCAGUGGAGGUGUGGGCAAAUCUGCACUUACUCUUCAAUUCAUGUACGAUGAGUUUGUAGAAGACUAUGAACCUACCAAGGCUGACAGCUACAGAAAGAAAGUAGUUCUGGAUGGUGAAGAAGUUCAGAUAGACAUUCUGGACACAGCAGGACAGGAGGAUUAUGCAGCUAUCAGAGAUAACUAUUUCCGCAGUGGGGAAGGGUUUCUUCUGGUCUUCUCAAUAACAGAGCAUGAAUCCUUCACAGCAACAGCAGAAUUUCGGGAACAGAUUCUGCGUGUGAAGGCUGAAGAGGAUAAAAUCCCUUUACUGGUAGUGGGAAACAAAUCUGACUUGGAAGAGCGCAGACAAGUGCCUGUAGAAGAGGCCAGAAGUAAAGCAGAGGAGUGGGGUGUGCAGUACGUAGAAACCUCUGCCAAAACUAGAGCGAAUGUAGAUAAGGUAUUCUUUGAUUUAAUGAGAGAAAUCAGAGCAAAGAAAAUGUCAGAAAACAAAGACAAGAAUGGCAAGAAAAGUGGCAAGAACAAGAAAAGCUUUAAAGAAAGAUGUUGCUUACUGUGAUGCUUGGAAACUGUAAAUAUCUAUCUACAGGUGGCAUGGAUAAGAUACCACUAAGGAUAUAGGGCUGGAUUCAUGAAAGGAAGUCUGUAUUGACUCCCUUAUCUUUUGCUUUGCAUAUCACACCUUCAAAAUGUGAAAACAGAACUUUAAAACAAUGUCUAGUAGCCAACAAAACCUAUGCCUACUUAAACUGAAAUGGACUCUGUCUUCCCAGUGUCUUUCAAAACUAGAAACAGUUUCAGAACUACAAUCCUUCUGCUUGGUUAUACAAAGUACUUCCAUAUUAACUUCCUAGUUUACUCUAAUGUUUCUCUGAAUAUGUUUCUCUUGAACCUCUACUGGCCUUAACAAGCACAGCUGUUCAGGUUCAAACUUUCCCCACCACACUGUUGCUGCCCUCCUUGAUGUUGCAAACUACAGAAUAGCUAGAUGACAUCUGGUAAAGGGUUUGAGUCUCCAUGUUCCGUUAGUUGUCACUGGUAUUUCUUACACUGAAAUCUGCUGGCUUCCUCCCCACCCUCCAUGUAAGAAAUAGCAACUGACACUUGAGAGUCAACUCAAAACAA